Messenger RNA from Fomitopsis serialis, 1287 nucleotides. RefSeq names its product mitochondrial NAD-dependent isocitrate dehydrogenase subunit 1 precursor. Gene Ontology annotation, molecular function: isocitrate dehydrogenase (NAD+) activity. Gene Ontology annotation, biological process: isocitrate metabolic process; tricarboxylic acid cycle. The transcript has 9 exons. The coding region runs from base 64 to 1149 and encodes 361 amino acids. Gene Ontology annotation, cellular component: mitochondrion. NCBI's taxonomy places the organism in Eukaryota, Fungi, Basidiomycota, Agaricomycetes, Polyporales, Fomitopsidaceae. The record is from RefSeq and is a predicted model, not a curated record.
CGCCGUCCCGACGCUGCUCGCCACGCCCUCCUCCCUCUCUCCCUCCUCCUCCAUCUCCCGGCCAUGUUGCGCAACGCCCUCGCCUCGCCGUCCGCCCCGCUCUCCAGGCGGUCUGCCACCACGCUCUCUGCUGGCUUUCCCAAGGUCACACAGCGCGUACGUACCCACGUAAUGCAUAUGCACACCGUGACCUUGAUUCCGGGUGACGGUAUCGGUAACGAGAUUACCGACUCCGUUAAGGAGAUCUUCGAGUAUGUUAACGCUCCCAUCGAAUGGGAGCAAUACAACGUCUCUGGCAUGUCUUCGUCCGGGGAGGAGCUCUUCAAGCAGGCUGUGGAGAGCUUGCGGCGGAACCGGGUCGGGCUGAAGGGCAUCCUCUUCACCCCCAUCUCGCAGUCCGGACACGUAUCAUGGAACGUUGCCAUGCGUCAACAGCUUGACAUCUACGCCUCCGUUGUGCUGUGCAAGUCCCUCCCCGGCUUCCCUACCCGCCACAGCAACGUUGACUUCGCCAUCAUCCGUGAGAACACUGAGGGUGAGUACUCUGGCCUCGAGCACCAGAGCUACCCCGGCGUCGUCGAGAGCUUGAAGGUGUCUACGCGCGCGAAGGCAGAGCGUAUCUCGCGAUUCGCGUUUGACUUUGCGCUCAAGAACGGCCGCAAGAAAGUCACGUGCGUACACAAGGCCAACAUCAUGAAGCUCGGUGAUGGUCUAUUCUUGAACACCUUCCGCAAGGUUGCGGAAGAGUACAAGGGCUCUGGUAUCGAGUUUAACGACAUGAUCGUCGACAACACGUCCAUGCAGCUGGUUGCAAGACCGUCGCAGUUCGACGUCAUGGUGAUGCCGAACCUGUACGGCGCGAUCGUCUCUAACAUCGGUGCUGCGCUGGUUGGUGGCCCUGGUAUUGUGCCUGGUUGCAACGUCGGCCGCGAAUUUGCGCUCUUCGAGCCUGGCUGUCGCCAACCCUGCGCGAUGAUACUGAGUGCGACUAUGAUGCUCAGGCACCUCGGCCUCGACAACCUCGCUGACAACAUUGCGAGUGCAACAUUCGACGUGAUCAACGCUGCUAAGGUCCGCACAGCUGACAUGGGCGGCUCUGCCACGACCUCGGAGUUCACUGGUGCUGUCAUCAAAAACAUCAAGCCGUAAUGUACAUACCAACGCCGGUGCGGGACGACGUGUGCUUGCUGGGAUGAGACAGGACAUUCCGGAUCUUCAUGCUUCGGUGUCAACGUGUAGAUUUUACAUUAUAUGACUACCUGCAUAUUUCUCGAUGCCUUCCGGGGA